UUAUCGUCUCGCAUAUUAACUCUUUCGAUGAGAAUGUGAAUGGUUAGCUACAUGGCCAGGAUCAUGGUCCCUCAGCUGCUGGUGCAUGUUAGUACACUUUUGAUGUACGCCAUCUGCAAGUUCCAAGGGACGAGACUUUUCAGUUUACAUCGCAACUCGUGACGUUUUGUGUGUGUUAAUUUGUGAUGGUACGAAUCGAACAGAUUUUAUAAUAACGCAGUAGCAUAGGAGGCAGAGAUUCUGUAGCAUUGGCGUUUUUUAUGUGAUACACUGAUUGUAACGAGGUAAAGGAGACUUUCACAGCUGCCCUGCAAGUCGAUACUGCAGGCGAUAGAGCCAAGACAGUUGCUAUUGCGUUUAUCACAAUUUUUGAGAGAUUGCAGUUGCACGAUCAGAUACAUUAUGACGGAAAGCGAGCACGUGUGCCUGAGUGGCCAGGACCUGAUAGAGUUUAGGACGAAGCAGUGUCCGUUGUACGCCAAGGGUACCUGCUCAAAUAGCAGUCGCUGUAACAUGUCACAUAGCGAAACAUGGCCGCGCAGGAACCCUUUGCAAUUCGCCUAUGAUUACAAACUCUGUCCGAACAUUCAGUUUUUUAGGACGGACAACAAAAUGCAGUUGCAGGGAAAAUGUAAUUACGGAAGAAGGUGCAAGUUCUCGCACUCCAAGGAAGAGCAAUUGUACCAUCCAGACCUGUACAAGACACGCAUGUGUAUGAACUAUCCCAAUUGCAAGGGCUACUAUUGCCCGUUUGCACAUUCGCAGUCGGAACUUAGACAACAGGGCAUUCCAAUCGUUAGAAGGGGAAUUGACAGACCAAAGCUUGGCAUGACAAUUGACGCAUGCAGGAGACAAGUUAAGGCAAUUAAGACUUUUGAGCCAAAUUCCACAAUUUUGGAGUCCACACUGGGAAUUUUGGCAGAUGAUCUCACUGCUAUGCUCGCGGAGGAUUUCAAGAAAUUCGGCCCAUUGACCGAACGGGUGCAGUGCGAGUAUGGAGACACGCCUUUCAUGACCACUGUCACACCAACAAACUCGCCAGUUCUCCCUCCAUACAAGUCUGGCGUUGCAACACCAGUCUUGACAAACUUGGAGGCGUUGAAUAAAACCUUUAUCGACAAUGGUUCCAUUUUGGAUAAAUGGAGAGCACUGGACACGAUUUCGCUAAACUCGACAACAUGUUCUCCACUCGUUCAUUCACAAGAGGCGCCUGAUCAGAAUGGAGAGGCCAAGGAUGUUGAAGAAUCUGAUGCAGAACACAAGGACGCGGAAGAUGACAGCUGGUUUGAUGUGGUCAUCAAGGCUGGUUUAAAGCUCCUGGGUGACGACUCAGUUUUUGGUCCUGGCAAUGUCUUUAGUCGUGAGAAUAGCUUUGCGCCGUCUCUUGGUGGGAACGACGCCAAGAAUGCCGCCUAUACGCUGGAGCUCCCUGGAAUGGAGGAGGACAAGUUGGUUGACUCGUGGAAGACGCACAUUUUGGCAAAGUCUGGAGACGAUGCCGCCUAUAAAUACACGUUGUGGCCUGCAUACCCUCAAGAGUCUUAA
Molecule: messenger RNA, 1545 nt
Organism: Theileria equi strain WA
Lineage: Eukaryota; Apicomplexa; Aconoidasida; Piroplasmida; Theileriidae
Exons: 1
Coding region: 403-1545 (380 amino acids)
Molecular function (GO): metal ion binding
Source: RefSeq, a predicted model, not a curated record